Messenger RNA from Symbiodinium necroappetens, 222 nucleotides. Lineage: Eukaryota; Dinophyceae; Suessiales; Symbiodiniaceae. The record is from the annotation of a GenBank genome assembly.
GUAGCGCAGGAGGACUGGAUCGCCCUGGACCAGGAGACGAGCCAGAAGCUCCUCGAAGAGUACUACAGUGGGCAUACUGAGGCCACUUACUCGAGCUUCAACAACAACUACCAUGUGGAUUUCUAUGGCCAGAUGCAGACGGACCAACAAACUGGAAGGCAAUGCCGCAUCUGCUGGUUCGAAGCUGCGGAGGUUCCGAAGUCACAGACGGCCGGCCAGGAG